Oryzias latipes (Japanese medaka) is the source of this 6284-nucleotide messenger RNA. It is a transcript of the gene ubr1, whose product is annotated as ubiquitin protein ligase E3 component n-recognin 1. Gene Ontology annotation, cellular component: cytoplasm; ubiquitin ligase complex. Gene Ontology annotation, molecular function: ubiquitin protein ligase activity; zinc ion binding. The record is from RefSeq and is a predicted model, not a curated record. NCBI's taxonomy places the organism in Eukaryota, Metazoa, Chordata, Actinopteri, Beloniformes, Adrianichthyidae. Gene Ontology annotation, biological process: ubiquitin-dependent protein catabolic process via the N-end rule pathway; protein ubiquitination.
AUGGAUCAUUUUGGAGUACAACCUCGCUCCGUUCCAACAACCGAAAGGAUAUUGGUCACACAGGAAACCCCCCUCCUUUUUCGGCAAAUGAAAUAUGGCAGAGAGUAAGAAACACCUUGACGGACUGGAGCUCAGUAAGGAAUGGCAGCAGGCUUCAGACUGCAGAGCCGAGCUGCUCGGUUACCUGAAGGAGCAGGUGCCACAGAUCUUUUGUCUGAGGAAGGAGUACAGCCCCCAGGAGGAAGAGGAGCUCCUGCAAAGUCGGCUCCUCCAUCCUCUGGAGUGCUUCCUCUUUGGAGAGGAUCCUCAGCAGGGCCUGGAGAAGCUCAAGCAGGGCAGCACCUCCUCCCAGCUCUGUGGCCGUGUGUUCAAAGAGGGAGAGACCGUCUACUCUUGCAGGGACUGUGCAAUAGACCCCACAUGUGUCUUGUGCAUGGACUGUUUUCAGGAUAGCGUGCACAAAAGUCAUCGUUACAAGAUGCACGCAUCCUCGGGGGGCGGAUUCUGUGAUUGUGGGGAUGUGGAAGCCUGGAAGAUCGGCCCUUGUUGCUCCAAACAUGACCCAGGAGCAGCCACUGCCAUGGUAACGGAUGAAUGGGUUCUUGAGCCAGACUUAUGCGAGCGAGUUAAGAAACUGUUCCGAGUUCUGCUGCGCUACCUCACAGACUUCUUGGUGUGGGAGGAGAACUUUGAGCUUUCAGCUGAACUUCAGCCUGGGACUAAAGAAAAUGCGUAUUACUGCGUGCUCUACAAUGAUGAACACCACUCGUAUGACCAUGUGAUCUACACCCUCCAACGCUCUGUUAACUGCAACCAGGAUGAAGCCAAAACACACACAACACUUAUUGACAAGGAGGGGCGGCGGGCUGUAAAGCGGGGAACCCUUCGUUCUUGCCAGCAAGCCAAAGAUCUCAUCAAAUCCAACUCGGAGCACAUCUCCCUGCAGCCGCUGCGGGUGGAGAUCCUUCAUGCAGUAGUGAUGGCUCAUCAAACGUUUGCAAUCCGCCUCGGCUCCUGGUUCCAGAAGAUCAUCGGCUACUCAGUGGGCUUCAGACAGGUCUUCUGCCAGGUGGCACUUGAACCAAACGCAGACAGAGAUCGGCCUUGUCUCAUCAGUAGACUGAUGUUGCACGAUGCCAAAAUGUACAAAGGAGCUCGCAAGAUUGUACACGAGCUGAUUUUCUGCAGUAUGCUAAUGGAUACAGAAUUCAAGAAGCUCUUUGCAAUAGAGUUCACAAAGUACUACAAGCAGCUGCAAAAGGACUUUAUCGUUGAUGAUCAUGAGAGGAGUAUAUCCAUCACAGCUCUGUCUGUUCAGAUCUUCACAGUUCCCACACUUGCCAGACAACUGAUGGAAGAGUGCAAUGUCAUUAGAGUGAUCGUUGAUACCAUCAUGUACCUGCUGCAAGAGCAUCUUGAUGACAACAACCGCUUUUACUUUCUGGGCUACAAUUCAGACAAGUUUGCUCGCAUCCAGAUUAUCUUCCACGACCUCAGGUACGUUCUGAUCAGCAAACCUUCAGUAUGGACCCAUCAGUUACGAAGACAGUUUGUGGAGGGAUUCAGAGUCUUUCUCGGGCUUCUUAAAUGCAUGCAGGGUAUGGAGGAGGUGAAGCGGCAGCUUAGUCAGCACAUUGCAGUGGAACCAGAGUGGGAAGCUGGUUUUACUCUUCAGAUCCAGAUGCGCCACAUUCUUUCCAUGUUCCAGGACUGGUGUGCAUCGGAUGAGGAGAUCUUGCUGCUUGCGUUUAAGGAGUGCCACACAGUUUUGACCCGAUGUGACAACCAGCCCUUCCGUAAGGAGGCGAUAGACUUCUACAUGUGCAAACACAUCCUCCAUGUUCAACCGUACAAAGUUUCCCAGGAUCCUGUCAGCAUCCACCUUCCCAUCUCCAGGCUUUUUGCUGGCCUGUACGUACUUCUGUGUGGGACAGGAGUGAUCGAGCAUCUGGAUAAUCCUGAAAGCUAUGACUUCACUCAGCUUGCAGAGCAUCCUCUGCGCUGCAUCGUGCUGGCUGCUCAAGUCUCUGCUGAAAUGUGGCGGAGAAAUGGAUUGUCACUCGUCAGCCAGGUCUACUACUAUCAGGACGUCAAAUGCAGGGAUGAGAUGUAUGAUAAAGAUAUCAUCAUGCUCCAGAUUGCCGCAUCUAAAAUGGAUCCAAACCACUUUCUCAUGCUGGUCUUGUUGAGAUUUGAACUGUUUGAAUACUUUAAUGGAUGUUGCUCAAGUAAAGAUCAGGACCAGUUGAUGCAGUGGAACCGUUUGACAGAGGAGAUGCUCUACCUCUUAAUCGUUAUCAUUGGUGAGCGCUACGUUCCUGGGAUCAGUCGAGUGACCAAAGAGGAAGUGACCAUGAGAGAAGUUAUCCACCUGCUGUGUAUUGAGCCCAUGGCACAUAGCAGCCUGGUUAAAAGCUUACCAGAGAAUGAAAACUAUGAAACUGGUCUGGAGGCCGUCAUCUCCAAAGUUGCCACAUUCAAAAAGCCUGGAGUGUCUGGUCACGGGCGGUAUGAAGUUAAAAAAGACCGGCUCAUAGAAUUCAACCCUUUCUUCUAUCAUUACUCAAAAUCCCAGCAUAGUAAGGCUGAAGAGUCUCAAAAGAAGAGGAAAGCUAAAGAAGGCAGCGAGAAAGCUCUGCCUCCCCCAGUGCCUCCAGCCUUUUGUCCAGAUUUCUCAAACAUCGUGCGCCUUCUCAGCUGUGACAUUAUCGUCCACAUCCUGAGGCACGUCCUGCAGAGAGCUGCAGAGGAGCAGCCCACCCACUGGACAGAAGCCAUGAUCCAGAGGGCCCUCCACCUGAUCGGCCAGGCAUUGCUGGAAGAGAAAACGCAGCUUGAGGCGUGUACUGUGGAGGAGGUGACAUUUGAUUUCAGCUUGAAAGCCAGAUUGAUUGGCUCAGAACAGGACAAGUCAGUGUUCUAUUUGUUGUCCAAGAUCAAGACUCUGCCUUCCAUUGAUGCUCAAAAAGACAUGAUCAUGUGGCUUCUACAGAUGUUUGACAUAAUCAAGUGCCUUAGAGAGAAAUCCAGCCCAACUGUAUCAAUGGCCACCGAAAGCGCCAAGCCAGAAGAGAGCGCACAGGACAAAGAGAAAGCUGAGCGGAAGAGGAAGGCGGAAGCAGCUAAGCUACAUCGAAAGAGAAUCAUGGCCCAGAUGUCAGCAAUGCAGAAGAACUUCAUUGAGUCAAACAAGAUGCUGUAUGACAACAUGCCUGAAAGCGGCAUCCAAGGGGAACCGACUCCAGCUGCACAGAGUUGUGCUGUAAAGCAGAAGGAGCUUUGCAUAGCCAUCGGGCCUCAAAGAGGCUCCACCCAGGCGGAGCGGGAAGUUCUCACCUGCAUUCUUUGCCAAGAGGAGCAGGAGGUUUUACCACACGCUGCUGCCAUGGUGCUGACAGUGUGUGUGCAGAGGUCCACAGUGCUGACUCAGUGCAGGGGAAAGAUACCGACUAUCAAAGCAGAUGGAUCGGGGACAUAUCCCCUCUUUACACCUCCUAACUUGGCCAUCGGGACCCACACUGGCAGCUGUGGGCAUGUCAUGCAUGCUACAUGUUGGCAGAAAUAUUUUGAGGCAGAUCAAAACACAACCAGGAGCCGGCUCCACGCAGAGCUCAUCAUCGAUUUGGAAAAUGGAGAGUACUUGUGCCCGCUGUGCAAGUCCCUGUGCAACACUGUGGUUCCCCUCAUUCCAUUAGAACCACUAUCAUUUGACUAUGAGAAUGCAGGAAUAAUUGGACAACAUCUGACUCUGCCUCACUGGAUCCAGGUCCUCACCUCCAGGAUUAAAGGCCUCAAGGCACUCAGUCAGGAAAACGAUUUGAUUGCUGAUGGUAGCGGCUCCUCUGGUGUGUAUGGAGACAGCCAACCAGACUUCAGAUCCAUUUUGAGCUUCGGAGUGCAAGAACCGAGGAGGUUCUCGGACAGCGUCACUGAGAUGCUGGUUGUGUGUGCCACCACAGUCCACAGAGUGGGACUGAGGACAGCACCCAAUGAGCUGUGUCCCCUGGUGCCUGUCAUGGCCUGGAACACAUGUGCCUUCACUAUUCACGCAAUAGAAAAUGUUUUGCAGGAAGAGGACAAGCCAAUAUUUGGAUCUUUACAAAACAGACAGCUGGCAGGUCUGAAGGCGAUUGUUCAGUUUGCUGCAUCACAGAGACUCAAGUGUUCUCAGGCAGUUGUUCAGCGGCACUUCAAGGACAUGAUGGGUGUCUUGCUGCCUGCUAUGAGCAGAAAUAACACACCUUCUAUCCUGGAGGUUGACUUCUUCCAUCUCCUGGUGGGAUUAGUUUUGUCCAUGCCCUCCCUGUAUCAGGAGGAGGCUGUGGACUUGGAGCCAUCUUCUGUGAGCGCCGCCUACAACCACCUGUACAUCUUUCAUCUGGUUACCAUGGCUCACAUGCUGCAGGUCCUCCUAACAUCCACAGAUUUUCCUCCUGCAGCUGAUGGAGAGGAGACAGAGGAAGCACGAGCAGCGGCAGAGUUGUACACUACAGUGUCAAAGCAAACUGGAAGGCUAAUUCCUGAUUUAUCUGGGAGCUCUGUGGCACAAAGAGUGAAGAAGGGGAUCGAGCCUUUCCUGCGUUGUGCUGCUCUCUUCUUCAAUUACCUUACAGGAGUACAUCCUCCUGAGGAGCUCUUUCAAACUUCUGUAACCUCCCAAGGACAGAUGGAGGCACUCUGUAACUACUUGGCACUUCCUUUCAAUGUGUUUCAGCUUUUCCAGGACUACAGAGACACCAUUUCUCUAUUACUACAAAGGUGGUGUGGGAGCCCAGCUGUCGCCAAAGCCUUAAAAGGCAAAACCCAGACUGUCAGCUAUCCCAGAAGAAGGAAUCGUUUGAUUGAUCUUCCUGAGGAUUACAGUGUUCUCCUUAACCAAGCCAGCCAUUUUCAGUGUCCAAAAUCUACAGACGAUGAAAGAAAGCAACCAACUCUGUGCCUUUUUUGUGGGGUGAUGCUGUGCUCGCAGAGUUCCUGCUGCCUCAGUCAGCUUGACGGGGAGAAAGUGGGAGCUUGCACUGCUCAUGCUGCUACGUGUGGCGCUGGAGUGGGCAUGUUCCUCAGAAUAAGAGAAUGUGAAAUUGUCCUGAUGGCAAGUAAAUCCCGAGGAAGCACGUACCCAGCUCCAUACUUAGAUGAUUACGGGGAGACCGAUCCUCAUCUUGGAAGGGGCAAUCCGUUGCACCUUUGCCCCGAGCGUUACAGGAAGCUGAACCAGCUGUGGCAGCAACACUGCAUCCUGGAAGAAAUCGCCCGCAGCCUGGAGGUGGUCAACGUUAUGUUUCCCUUUGAGUGGCAUAUGUUGUGAUAGUUGCUUCAGCUUUGAAACCGCCAGCAGUGCACAAUCUAGUGCUCCCAAAGCACAAAUUGACACGCACAUAUGCAUUUAACACUAACACAAGGCUUAAGUAGAGAGGUGAGUUUAUGGAACCUGGGAGAGAAAAAUGGCAAUUUAACCCAAGUCGCCUUGUUUUAAUUUAUCUGCAGUGAGUUUUUUGCUGGUGUGAAACAUUUGGUUUUAAAAAAAAUACAUCAAAUACACGUAAACCUGUUCUGGUUUUUAUUAUUAUUUUUCCCCAUUUCUUUAAGCAUUUUUUUUAAAAUAAGCUAUUCUUAUUUUGUUCAGCUCAUUGCUAUAUUGGAAUGUUCAACCCAAGCAUGACCACACAUUCUCCAAGCUUUUGUCUCUUCAUUGUAAAUAUGCUCCAAGAUACCAUUUAGUUUCACCUUCAGCCACGUAGAAAAGUGCAUCAACCUAUGUAAAGAACUGUAUUUUACUAUGUACGCAAACAGCUCGCCUAUGACAAGCAUGUACACCUAUUGUAAGCAGUCAUUUGUCCACCGUCUCUUAAAAAACAACUAGCCAUAUUUAUAUUUAAUUCCUUUAUAAUCUUAAAACCUUAAAGCCACAGUUUACAAGCAAAGGACUGCAUCAAACUUUUGAAUGGAACUAUUUUAAGGCGGUUUCAAAUGUUAAAUAAAUUCAAUUAACAUGCAACAAAUAUUUUUUUUUUCUCUUUUAUUUUGAAUAAUCCAAUGUCUUUCAGUUUCUCCUCUAUUUUUUUCCUAUUUCUGGAAAACCAAGUGUGAACAUGAAGUUUCUUCCUUUUUAUCCUGUUGGACAGUUUUUCCUGACUUCCAGGCUGUAGAAAUAAAGGUGCACACCGACCUGCUAACCAUGUUUUCCUGUGUGCUGAAGAAACAAACAUUUAAGUAUUAAUGAAUUCAUGUAAACAAGAAAUGCACCGCUGUCAGCAGAUUAAAGGAAUGAUCAUUCAAGUGUU